UCUUUAAACGAAUCAAACCAUUGAAUCAACAUCGGCUCAGUUCUCCAUCCCCAUAUUCGUCCUUUCACUUCUAACUCCAGCUUCCAUGGCUCCCGCUGCUCCAAGAUCUGGAGAUGCUAUAUUCGCUAACGUUGAGCGCGUGAAUGCGGAACUGUUCACACUAACCUAUGGUGCGAUCGUGCGUCAACUGCUUACGGAUCUGGAGGAGGUUGAAGAAGUCAACAAACAGCUCGAUCAAAUGGGUUAUAAUAUUGGAAUUCGAUUGAUUGAUGAGUUUCUAGCAAAAUCUAACGUCUCCAGAUGCGUCGACUUCAAGGAGACAGCUGAAGCAAUUGCAAAGGUUGGUUUCAAAAUGUUCUUGGGGGUCACUGCAUCAGUGACCAAUUGGGAUGCUGAUGGUACAAGUUGCAGUCUUGUUUUGGAGGAUAAUCCCCUGGUAGAUUUUGUCGAGCUUCCUGAUACUUGUCAAGGUCUGUACUACUGCAACAUCUUGAGUGGAAUUGUUAGAGGAGCUCUAGAAAUGGCCUGUGAAUUUGUGAGAUUGUAGGAAGUGUCAUUUCUAUAUAACUUAGAUUACAUCACAUGGUGGAAUUUGUUUUGGUCAAAAGAGGCAUGGGAUAAAAGAUCCUAUGAAGGGAGGUGACACCAGUGGGUGAAUCCAACAAGCUUAGCAAUCAUUUUCACACCUAAGGUGAUGAACAAGAAUGAAAGCAUGUCCUCCAUUCUAAGAAGUUUCCAUUCUAGGCCUUGUUGUUGAUAUGGUGUACUAUUUAGUUGUUUUGCCAAGAGAACCAUUAAAUUUAACAAUGUCAUUCUCUGAAUAUGUUUUUUAAUUAUCUCUACUUUGCCAAAGAUUUGUUAAUGGGUUGUGAGAACAAAUACGUUAAUGCAUAGUAACUGCUUAAUUUUCCUCAAGUCUCUGCGCCUAUGGUCUUGGCACAAUCCUGGCGAAUGAACCCUUUACUUUGGGCUUAUGCUUUUCCCAUUUUUCUCUGUUUUUUUACCCUAGUUAAGGGAGGUCCAUUUUAAUGACCUUUGUAUUGGGAUUUGCCCCCCAUUUCUGGUCUAUGUGCAAACAAGCACACUUUUUGCCUAUGAAAAAUGGUAUUCAUCCUGAGGGUGAGGGGUGGAUAGUGCCUUUGGUUUUUCCGCCAUUUCUGGUCUAUAUGCAUAUAUGCACACUUUUUGCCUGUGAAAUACGGUAUUAAUCCUGAGGUACAUUAGAACAAGUAUAGGGUUUAUGUCGUUUGCUGUUAAUGGAAUGGAUUUGUUACCAAAAUAAUCAUUUAUUUCUUUGUUAGUCCACAUGUUUCCUUUCCAUUACUCUUUCCUAGGAGUGGGGUUGGGUUGAGGUGGAAGAAGUCAUAUGCAUUGUAAAGGGAAAAUUGACUGUUCAUUGUUUGAGAUGUCCCAAGUUAAGAACAUGCUCCAAUUAAUUUAACUCCUUCAAUGCUUUACAAUUUCUGUGGUACCUAAGAACUUAAUUCCUGUCCUUGUUUAUAAUGAUAGUGGUUUUCG
Molecule: messenger RNA, 1518 nt
Organism: Vitis riparia (riverbank grape)
Lineage: Eukaryota; Viridiplantae; Streptophyta; Magnoliopsida; Vitales; Vitaceae
Product: trafficking protein particle complex subunit 3
Exons: 5
Coding region: 86-547 (153 amino acids)
Biological process (GO): intra-Golgi vesicle-mediated transport; endoplasmic reticulum to Golgi vesicle-mediated transport
Cellular component (GO): cis-Golgi network membrane; cytosol; TRAPP complex
Source: RefSeq, a predicted model, not a curated record